This is a messenger RNA of Penicillium angulare, 558 nucleotides long. Its product is annotated as mitochondrial fission 1 protein. Gene Ontology annotation, biological process: peroxisome fission; mitochondrial fission; autophagy of mitochondrion. The transcript has 3 exons. Gene Ontology annotation, cellular component: mitochondrial outer membrane; peroxisomal membrane. The record is from RefSeq and is a predicted model, not a curated record. Lineage: Eukaryota; Fungi; Ascomycota; Eurotiomycetes; Eurotiales; Aspergillaceae. Gene Ontology annotation, molecular function: protein binding. Bases 1 to 558 code for a protein of 185 amino acids.
AUGUCGAAUCUUCCAUAUGCUGCCGAUGCGGAAAGUCCGUUGAAACCCGCCGAGCUGCAGGUGCUGCGUGCACAAUAUGAAAAAGAAGGCGACUACGUGGGCAUUCAGACUAAGUUCAACUUCGCUUGGGUAUGCGAUCCAAACUUCGCUAGGGCCUCGGCUUCAACUGCCAUGUUUCUCCUGCUAACCAUAUUUCUCCGCGCCUGCGGGGAUGUUCUCUUCCAACAGGGUCUUAUCAAAUCCAAUGCCCGACCCGAGCAACAAGAAGGCGUCCGACUCUUGUCAGAGAUCUUCCGCGGUGCGCCGGAACGACGACGAGAGUGUCUAUACUAUCUGGCACUAGGCAACUUCAAAUUAGGCAACUACGGAGAGGCUCGCCGGUAUAACGAUCUGUUACUGGAGAAAGAGCCUGCCAACUUGCAAGCGGCUAGCCUGGGGUCCCUCAUCGACGACAAGGUCGCCAAGGAAGGUUUGAUGGGGAUUGCAAUCGUAGGAGGCUUAGCUGUGGCAGCUGGUGUCGUGGGCAGUCUUCUUCUCAAGGGAGCCAGAAGACGGUGA